AUGACCGCAGAACAAGUUUUGUCCACAAUUCCGGAUGCAGACUUGCCAGAGGAUGUAGAAGAUAAGAAGUUCAACUUCUUUGCCAAAAAGGCAGCCGACGCGUCAACUGGCACUGGCGAACUGGUUCAAAUUCCAGAAGCUCAACCAAACUGCUUAUCUGGUUUAACUAUUGUGUUCACUGGUGUGUUGCCCAGAUUAGAUAGAGAUACUUCCGAAAAUUUGGCCAAGAGGUACGGCGCCAAAGUUACAAAGUCUAUUUCUGGUAAGACGAGUUUAGUAGUUAUAGGAGAUGAAGCUGGUCCAUCCAAGAUCAAAAAGAUAAAACUGUUGCAUAUAAAAGCCAUAAACGAAGAUGGGUUCAUACAGCUUUUGCAGAGUAUGCCAAUGGAAGGAGGAGAUGGAGCAGCCGCUCAGAAGGCUAAAUUGAAAAGAGAAGAAGAGGAACGUAAAAUCGUAGAAGAAGCCGAAGAAGAAGAACGUAGGGCCCAAGAGGAGGAAGCCAGACAGAAAAGGCUUUUGGAAGCACGAAAAGCUGCCUCAAUUGAAAAGGCCUCGCAUUCACAAUCUUCUCACAGAGAGCCAGCAGAAGUUCCCAGAAUCAUACCUGACAGCGAAAAGUUGUGGACUGUUAAGUAUGCUCCCAGCAGGAUUGACCAGCUUUGUGGAAACAAAGGACAAGUUCAGAAAUUGCAAAACUGGCUUUCCAACUGGUUCGACAACGCUAAGAAGGAUUUCAAGGUUCCUGGAAGAGAUGGCAGUGGUAUUUACCGAGCUUGCUUAAUAAGUGGUCCACCGGGUAUUGGUAAGACUAGUGCAGCGCAUUUGGUUGCAAAAUCGUUGGGAUUUGACAUCUUGGAGAAGAAUGCCUCAGAUGUCAGAUCCAAGUCUUUAUUGAACUCCAAUCUCAAGUCCGUGUUAACAAACACUUCAGUUGUGGGGUUUUUCAAGCAUCGCGAUGAAAACAUUCAACACACUCAGAAUGAUCGUAGAUUCUGCCUUAUUAUGGAUGAAGUGGAUGGAAUGUCUAGUGGUGAUCACGGAGGUGCUGGGGCGUUAUCGGCUUUUUGUAAAAUCACACAUAUGCCUAUGAUCUUGAUUUGUAACGAUAAGUCGUUGCCCAAGAUGAGGACAUUUGAUCGUGUUACGUUGGACUUACCUUUCAGAAGACCUUCCGAAGCUGAGAUGAAGUCCAGAUUGAUGUCUAUUGCUUUACGAGAAAAGAUCAAAUUGGAUCCCACAGUUAUUGGGCAGUUAGUCCAGGCUACAGGGAACGAUAUCAGACAGAUCAUUAACUUGUUGUCUACAGUUUCCAAGACUCAGUCGAGUAUAGGCGGAGAACAAGCCAAGGACGCAGCCAAUAGCUGGAAAAAGCAAACAGUUUUGAAGCCGUUUGAUAUCACAGCAAGAUUGUUGAAUGCUCAAAUCUACUCUCCUAAUGCAAAGCAUUCCUUGAACGACAAGAUUGAUUUGUAUUUCAACGAUAUUGAUUUCGCUCCGCUUAUGAUUCAAGAAAACUACUUGCUGACACGGCCAUCCGACGCUAGAACCCCACAGGACCAUCUAAGAAGAGUUGCAAAUGCUGCCGACGACAUUUCUGAGUCUGACCGGAUCAACUCUCUCAUCAGAUCGAGUGAGCAGCAGUGGAGUUUGUUACCAUUCCAUGGUGUUAUGUCAUCUGUCAAGCCUUCUUCGCAAGUGGCAGGCCAGAUUUCGCAACGUAUCAACUUUGCUGGAUGGUUGGGACAAAAUUCGAAAGCCAUGAAGUACCAGCGGAUGUUGCAGGACUUGCAGUACCAUACUCGCUUAAGAACUUCUACAGACAAGAAGGAGUUACGCUUGGACUACUUGCCUACACUUCGUCAACGGUUGACUGAGCCAUUGUUACAAGGCGAAGAGCAAGGGAUCCAGCCAGUGAUCGACAUCAUGGACUACUACUACUUGACUAAAGAAGAUUGGGACAAUAUUGUAGAUUUGGGUGUAGGCAGGUACAAGGGAGAGUUGGUGUUGAAGGGUAUCAGCACCAAAACCAAGUCCGCGUUCACUAGAAGCUACAAUAGCACGACGCAUCCUAUUGCUAUCUACAAGACGGGUAAUUCUGUGGGAGCCAUGGUAUCGUCCAAGAAGAAUGUGGACUACGAAGAUGUGAUUGAAGAUGACACAAACACUCCCGAUAAGGACGAUGAAGAAGUUGAUCCCGAUAAGAUCGACAGCAAAAAGGACAAAUUGAUCAAGGAGGUGAAGCCCAAGAAGACGGCCAGGAAAGCCAAGGCGGCACCCAAAGGUCGCAAGAAGUGA
Scheffersomyces stipitis CBS 6054 is the source of this 2295-nucleotide messenger RNA. RefSeq names its product replication factor C subunit 1 (gene RFC1). Gene Ontology annotation, biological process: DNA repair; DNA replication. Gene Ontology annotation, cellular component: nucleus; DNA replication factor C complex. Bases 1 to 2295 code for a protein of 764 amino acids. Gene Ontology annotation, molecular function: DNA binding; ATP hydrolysis activity; DNA clamp loader activity. The record is from RefSeq and is a predicted model, not a curated record. NCBI's taxonomy places the organism in Eukaryota, Fungi, Ascomycota, Pichiomycetes, Serinales, Debaryomycetaceae. The transcript has a single exon.